This is a messenger RNA of Penicillium hordei, 1332 nucleotides long. RefSeq lists its product as uncharacterized. The transcript has a single exon. Lineage: Eukaryota; Fungi; Ascomycota; Eurotiomycetes; Eurotiales; Aspergillaceae. The coding region runs from base 1 to 1332 and encodes 443 amino acids. The record is from RefSeq and is a predicted model, not a curated record.
AUGUCGUUGCGUCCUCUUGGAUAUCAAUGCAACCUAUCCUAUGCGCAAUUCUUCCGCAAUAAACCGCAAAUAAGACAUACCAUAACACAACACCUGAGGUCCUUUUCUCGGUCACGCGACACCCAUUACACACAUCGCUGGUCUGCGGCAAGUCUACACUAUGCCAACAAAGCUUCGUUUUCGCUACGGGGGUUACUCGGUGAUCUUUUGAGACCUGCACGCACUCUCCAUGACCAUGGCAAGGGUCUAUGGACUCAACAAUGCCGUCAUGAGACUUCUGCUGUUAAAGAACCAGAGCUCUGCGAGCACUGCGGUGCAAAAACCGUCCCCAAGGCUAGAAGACACGUCGAACCUGGCAACCAUUCCAGCGGCUGGCACUGCAAAGCGUGUAUUCGGAACAUCCGUGCACAUGGUCAUCUGCCAAACGUGGAGCAGCUUAAAGCGAUUAAUCGGCGAAAACUGGUCAGGGCAAGCGGCGAGGCAAGCAAGACAAGUCCAUGCAGGCACUGCGGCGUGAUUACUGCUCCGAGAAGUAGCCGAAAAUUCAUUGACGCGAAUAACCCUUCGGCUGGGUUUCACUGCCGGACAUGCGUUCGGCAUUUCAAUCAUCACGGCAGGCUCCCAACCGAGCUAGAUCUCGCAGCGUUCCAGUACCGCAAAAACAUACGGAGUAGGGGUUCUAAUACUGCCUCGAAAAGCAAUGUAUCGCACGUUCGAAAGGAACAACCCACGCCUCAUCACCCUUCCAGUUCCCCCAGUGAUCCCAAGUCUCCCAAGCAGAUGAAACAGAGCCGCGAUGAAUACCCCUGCAUGCACUGCGGCGACAAAACCAUAUCCAGCAGCAAACGCAGGCUCGUUGAGCCCCAGAAUCCUGCGGCAGGUUACUACUGCCAGCCAUGCACGCGGUCCCUACUUGAAACAGACUCAUUGCCAAGCGCCGUCAAAAUUGCAGCGCUCAAAAAGCUCAGAGCGACCCGCAUGCAAAGCAAUCCCCGGGUCUUGAAAAGCCCAUGUGUCCACUGUGGUGAGAUCACCGCCCCCAGCAGUAAGCGCCGACUCGUUGAGUCGAAGGACCCCCAAUCUGGGUACUACUGCCGCGCCUGUGCGGAUUGUUUAAAGCAAACUGAUUCCUUACCCAGCGAUAUUCGCCUUGCGGUUCGCAGAUCGCGAGAGCAGGUCCGGCUGAAAAACCUUCAGGCCAGUCAGUUUAAAGAGUCGCAGUCCCCGGUCUCUCUGCAGGACGGAGAAGCUACACUAACAGAUACGCCUACGCACAAUACUGCAAAUACUUGCACGCACUGCAAAACCGAAGAACACAUUUCGGGCCCCUGA